ACGGACCGGUUUCCUUUACCCACAAACCCCUGCCCUCGGUCCGUCCUUUCGACUUCCGCCUCUACUUCUAGCCGAUAUGGCACCAACCAAGAAAGGAGAGAAAAAGAAGGGGCGCUCAGCCAUCAAUGAGGUGGUGACCAGAGAGUACACCAUCAACGUCCAUAAGCGUAUCCAUGGAAUUGGUUUCAAGAAGAGGGCUCCCCGCGCCAUCAAGGAGAUCCGCAAAUUCGCCGUGAAGGAGAUGGGAACUCCUGAUGUUCGCAUCGACACACGCCUCAACAAGGCAGUGUGGAGCAAGGGUAUCAGGAAUGUGCCGUACAGAAUCCGUGUGCGUCUCUCCAGGAAGCGUAACGAGGACGAGGACUCUCCCAACAAACUGUACACGCUGGUCACAUACGUUCCUGUUACCACAUGCAAAGGUCUGCAGACAGUCAAUGUUGAUGAAAACUAAAUCUGCCAGUAGAAGAAUAAAAAAUGGAAUAAAAAACGA
Solea senegalensis (Senegalese sole) is the source of this 490-nucleotide messenger RNA. RefSeq names its product ribosomal protein L31 (gene rpl31). Lineage: Eukaryota; Metazoa; Chordata; Actinopteri; Pleuronectiformes; Soleidae. Gene Ontology annotation, cellular component: ribosome; cytosolic large ribosomal subunit. The transcript is spliced from 5 exons. Gene Ontology annotation, molecular function: structural constituent of ribosome. The record is from RefSeq and is a predicted model, not a curated record. The coding region runs from base 77 to 451 and encodes 124 amino acids. Gene Ontology annotation, biological process: cytoplasmic translation.